Molecule: messenger RNA, 1352 nt
Organism: Spinacia oleracea (spinach)
Lineage: Eukaryota; Viridiplantae; Streptophyta; Magnoliopsida; Caryophyllales; Amaranthaceae
Product: probable adenylate kinase 6, chloroplastic
Exons: 4
Coding region: 185-1057 (290 amino acids)
Biological process (GO): nucleobase-containing compound metabolic process
Molecular function (GO): AMP kinase activity; ATP binding
Source: RefSeq, a predicted model, not a curated record
AGCAUUGUGCACCCGGGUCCAUAAACCAUAUUUUGUCAUGAAAGAAAAUAAAAACAUGGGCAAAUACAAAUCCAGCAAAAAGUAACUGAAAAACUUCAAACUCUCCCACCUCCAUCAUCUUCAAUCUUCAUCCCUUUUCCAGAAAAUAAACACAACUUUCUCCCUCCUCUCUUACUGUUCAACCAUGGCGGUCACAAGCCGCCUUCUAAGAUUAUCAAAUUCAUCCCUAAUUCCCACCACCAUUAACACCAUUUCUCGUAAUUUUACUUCCCAAACUACCCUCCAUUCUUCUCCCUUAUGGAAUGACAAUUCUAAUAAUAAUAAACCCUCGAUGUUGCGCAAACGUAGAAAUGUCCACUGGGUUUUUCUGGGUUGUCCUGGUGUUGGUAAAGGCACUUACGCUACUCGUCUCUCGAAGCUUCUAGACGUUCCUCAUAUUGCUACUGGUGAUUUGGUCCGUGAUGAGCUUGCUUCCUCUGGCUCUCUCUCUCCUCAGAUUGCAGAGAUAGUUAACUCGGGGAAGCUGGUUUCAGAUGAGAUCAUAGUGGAUCUGUUGUCCAAGCGUCUGGAAUCUGGAGAAGCUAAAGGUGAAUCUGGAUUUAUUCUUGAUGGUUUUCCUCGUACAAUUAGACAGGCGGAAAUUUUGGAGGGGGUUGUUGAUAUCGACUUAGUGGUCAAUCUUAAGCUCCGGGAAGAGGCCUUACUGGCAAAAUGUCUUGGCAGAAGAAUCUGUAGUCACUGUGGUGAAAACUACAAUGUUGCAUGCAUCGACAUAGAGGGUGACGAGGAAAGCCCUAGACUGUACAUGGCUCCCCUGCUUCCACCUGAUGAAUGUGCGUCAAAGCUUAUCAGCCGCCCUGAUGAUAAAGAAGAAGUUGUGAGGGAGAGACUCCGAAUUUACAACGAAUUGACUCGGCCUGUCGAAGAUUUUUAUCGCAAGAGGGGAAAACUAUUGCAGUUCAAUCUUCCUGGUGGAAUCCCAGAAUCCUGGCCAAAGCUGCUGCAGGCUUUGAAUCUUGAUGAUGAUCACGAGGACGGUCAAUCUGCUGCAGCUUGAUUCACUAUAACAACUUUCUGUACCAUAUAUUGUCUAGGUUAGUGAUUGAUUUUUUCAAACAAGGUAUAGUUAUAUUCAAAUAGAAAGUAUGAAUCCCUAACAUGAAUUAAAUCCCGGAACGAGUUAGUAGGAUGUAUCAGGUUUGCUUUUUUCUGGGUUUACAAAUUUUUUAAGGAGCAGAAUUAGUACAUUAUUACAACAAUUUGUCAAGGUCAAAAUUGUAGCUCCUGUAUUGUUGUUGUCAAAAUAUCUAUUCAAAGAAGAAAAUAAAAAAUUAAAGAUAAUUUGACCUGUG